Molecule: messenger RNA, 216 nt
Organism: Rotaria sp. Silwood1
Lineage: Eukaryota; Metazoa; Rotifera; Eurotatoria; Philodinida; Philodinidae
Source: the annotation of a GenBank genome assembly
AUGACAAUUAAAUCAACAACUAUUUUACUUUAUUACGAAUUAUCUGAUAAAGAUUUAUCGUUUCUUAAACAAGAACGUGAAUCUGAUCCAUCUCAUUUUUUAAUCAAUCUUAUUGAUUCUACAGGUCAUGUGAAUUUUUCAUCAGACGUUACCGCCGCUUUACAUGUUACCGAUGGUGCUCUUGUCGUUGUUGAUUGUGUUUCAGAUAUAUUAUGA